Messenger RNA from Astrephomene gubernaculifera, 5389 nucleotides. The record is from the annotation of a GenBank genome assembly. Lineage: Eukaryota; Viridiplantae; Chlorophyta; Chlorophyceae; Chlamydomonadales; Astrephomenaceae.
CGACGGCAUCGUUGUGGUUCAUAAAAUGCUAUCUAUAGAGCCACAUAGGCCACAGUUUACGUGAGCCGAACCAUAUUUAUUUGUACUUACUUCUUACCAAUUUCCAUCCGCGGCCGCACAGAUGCCUUGUAAUGACGGAAAUAUGACACCUAACAUGAUGUAAUUUGAUUGUUCGCGCCGUACAUUGUAAGUCAAGUCGCCAAGCCCUGCGUGGCAGCUUUGCGGCAACCAGCAUGGCAACCAUAUUCCCGAUGGAGCCCACCUUUAAAGAGUCCAUCAUAUGGUUGUGCUGCAAUGAACGUCCAAACGCCCCGCCCGCGCAGCCCCCAGUGACUGGUCCUUCUCGCCGAACGGUCGAGCUGCUAGCGGGGACGGGCUCUAAGGCAACCACUCCCGCACCCUCGUCCGCGCAGCAGCCCCUGCUGCUACCAGGCUACAUCGGCUCCUCAGGACCCACAGCUGGGGAACAACCUCCUCCUCCCACCUCCCCCGUUGCAGCAUCCACGCCCCCGACCCAGCAAGCGACCCCAUCCAGGAGCCUCAUUCCAGAGCCCAUGAGCUCUGCCAAGCAGCCGACGGUGGCAUCAGCCGCAACCAGCAAGGUGGAGGAGGCCGCGGCGCCGGUCACAGCUACCGGCGGCGGCGCCAUCCUGGCUCGCCUUCGACAGCAACGCAGCGGCUCGACAGCUACGAAUGCCACCCCUGCGGCCGCGGCUGUGUUGGCAGCCGCGGCUAAGGCGAAGGCGGACCUGGAGGCAGGCUCGGGAACGGCUGCGGUGCAGCAGCAGGCCGCAGCCAAGCUGCCAGUGACCAUCCUGUACGGCAGCCAGACAGGCACGGGCGAGGAGAUUGCGAGGAACCUGGCUGCUUCGGCCGUGGAGAAGGGCUACGAUGCGAACUGCGCCUCGUUGAAUGAGUUUGGGUUUGCGGCGCUGUCGCCCUCGCGCACACCGUUCCUCGUUGUGAUCUCAUCUUCCACCGGCGAUGGAGACCCGCCGGAUAACGCCACGAACUUCUUCAACGCUGUCCGGAAGAAGCCCGAGGGUACCCCCAAGCCCCUGGCUGGGUUGCGGUACACAGUGCUGGGUCUGGGUGACUCCAACUACACGCGUUUCAUGUACGUGCCACGUACCAUAAAGAGCCGGCUCGCUGAGCUGGGCGGGAGCGAGUUCUACAAGUGCGCUGAGGCGGACGAGGUGGAGGGCGUGGAGAACGUGGUGGAGCCCUGGAUCGAGGGGCUGUGGGAGGCACUGGCGCGGGCCAUGCCGCAGGGAUCCACCGCCACUGCGGUGCAGGCGCCUGCUCCCAAGCCCGCCGAGCCCUCCAAGCCCGCCGCUGCAGCCGCCCCCAAGCCCGCUGCGGCGCCCUCCGCUGGCCUCGCAGCUAUCAUGGCUGCUGCAGCCAAGGCGAGAGCGGACCUGGAGACUGCGAAACCUACCGCCGCCGCAACAACAGCGCCGACGGCGGUUACAGCAACUGCAACAGCAGCCCCAGCAGCACCGGCAGCAGUGCCGGCGGCUACUGCUGGUGGCAAGCUGCCAGUGACCAUCCUGUAUGGCAGCCAGACAGGCACGGCCGAGGAGAUUGCUCGCAACCUGGCUGCGUCAGCCGUAGAGAAUGGCUACGAUGCGAACUGCGCAUCGUUAAACGAGUUCGGGUUCGCCGCGCUGUCGCCCUCGCGUACGCCGUUGCUUGUCGUGCUCUGCUCCUCCACCGGCGAUGGAGACCCGCCGGACAACGCCACGAACUUCUUCAACGCUGUCCGGAAGAAGCCCGAGGGCAACCCCAAGCCCCUGGCUGGGUUGCGGUACACGGUGUUGGGUCUGGGUGACUCCAACUACACACGCUUUAUGUACGUGCCACGUACCAUAAAGAGCCGGCUCGCUGAGCUGGGCGGGAGCGAGUUCUACAAGUGCGCUGAGGCGGACGAGGUGGAGGGCGUGGAGAACGUGGUGGAGCCCUGGAUCGAGGGGUUGUGGGAGGCACUGGCGCGGGCCAUGCCGCAGGGGCCCUCCGGUGUGCAGCAGCCACCCGCUGCCGUGCAGCCCGCAGCUGCGGCCCCAGCACCGCCUCCCAAGCCGGCUGCGGCGGCCUCCGGGGGCCUUGCUGCGAUCAUGGCGGCAGCGGCCAAGGCUAAGGCGGAUCUGGAGGCUGCGGCGACAGCCAAGCAGCAGCAGUCCGCUGCUUUGGCUCCUCCUGCUGACUCUGCUGCUGACUCUUUGACGUCACCGCCUGCAGCCCUCGCAGCGGCAGAGGCGGAUGCAGCUGCAGGGGCAGGUGCGCUGGAAGCUGCCACCGCCAGUACAGCAGCAGCCGAGCAGGCGAGCGGUUCUUCCGAACCCCAACCCCAGGGGGUGGCAGACAGCGUGCAGCCCGCCAGCGCAGCAGACGGCUCGCUGCCGGUGGCACCAGAGGCGGCAGCGGCUGCCGCCGCCACCGAGGGCUUUGCGGACGGCAAUGCGGAGGGAGCCACCGCACCUCCUCCCCCUGUGCCCGCACCUGUUGCCAUCGCCACCACCGCAGCCGCUGCUCCCGAUGCUGCUGUCACGGCGGCGGCGGAGGAGGAGGACCCGCUGCUGACUCCAAAGGCCACAACCGCGUCAGGGGAGGCUGCUGCUGCGGGCGCACUAGCAGGUGCUGCCUCGCCGGAUGGGCUGCUGUCGGAGGCAAGUGGUCGGCCCGGGUCGACCACCAGUGCCAUGAGCAGCACCUUCCGGCGCAAUGUGGAGAUUGUGAAGCGCACUCACGACGCGGCGGAGGCGGCGAAGAGCCGCCGCUCCGUCGACCCCAAGGGCACCGGGCGCCUGGUGCAGCAAGCCAAGCCCAUCAACGUCAACUUCCCCAAGCGGGAGGAGGCCAUCGUCAAACGCAAGGACGAGAAGUCGUACGGGCUGCUGCUGGGUCUCGCGCCAGUGGGUGUUGACACCAAGGGCGCACCUGCGCUGCUUCCCUGCCGCAUCAAGGUGCAGUGGGAGAAGGACGAGGCGCGCGCCAAGGCAGUCCGCGACAAGGAGGCGGCUCGCCCCACGCGGGAGGAGCGGCACCGCAUCGACCCCGAGGGCAACUACACCGCCGCGCAGCCCUUCUGGGCGCACGUUUCAAACGCCAGGUACGAGACCGCCUUCUGGUCGGACCGCAAGGUGCUGCACCUGGAGUUCUCCAUCCGCGGCUCCAACAUCACAUACCAGCCGGGCGACGCGGUGGGCGUCCUGCCCGUCAACCACCCCGACCUCGUACUCAACCUCUGCAAGCGCCUGCGACUCAGCCCCGACCGAGUCCUGCACAUAAACCAGGCAGCCGCGGGCGGUGCAGCCUCCUCCUCCUCGGGUGGUGCUGCGGCGUCGGGUACUCGUGUGGCCAGCCACAUUCCCAGCCCAUGCAGCCUGUCGUACGCGCUGACGCACUGCGUGGACCUCACGUCGGCCACCCGCAAGAGCGUGCUGCGGCUGCUGGCGGAGCACACCACGGAUGCGGCGGAGCGCCGGACGCUCAUGUUCCUCAGCGCCAAGGGCGGUCGUGAGGCCUACGCGCACGAGAUCGGCGAGCACCAGCCCUCUCUGCUGGACCUGCUGGUGCGCUUCCACUCCUGCCACCCGCCGCUGGACGCGCUGCUGGACGCGCUGCCGCCGCUGAUGCCGCGCAUGUACUCCAUCAGCAGCUCGCAGCGGGAGCAGCCCAACCACCUGAGUGUGGCCAUGUCGGUGGUGCGAUUCAAAACCAGGUACGGCACCCGGCUGGGUGUGGCCACCACCUGGCUGGACCGCCUGGCCGCCCCCUUCACCGCGGAGGCCGCCACGCCGCCCUCGGAGCCCAUCUGGGUACCCAUCUUCCUGCGCCGCGCCGCCGACUUCAAGCCGCCGCCCGACCUGGCCACCCCGCUGGUGAUGGUGGGUCCCGGCACCGGCGUGGCGCCCUUCAGGGGCUUCCUGCAGGACCGCCGGGCGGUGGUACGGCAGCUGCAGCCGCCGCCCGAGGCUGUGGGCGAGGCGGUGCUGUUCUUCGGGUGCCGGCGGGAGGACGAGGACUACCUGUACCGCGAGGAGCUGGAGGGGUUCAGGGAGGGCGGCACGCUGGCGGCACUGCAUGUGGCGUACAGCAGGGCGCAGGUGGACAAGGUGUAUGUGCAGGACCUGAUCAAGCAGCAGGGUGAGAAGGUGUGGUCGCUGCUGCAGGCGGGCGGGCGGGUCUUCAUCUGCGGCGACGGCGCCCACAUGGCCAAGGAUGUGCAUGCCACGCUGGUGGGGAUUGCCGUACAGCACGGCGGCCUCAGCGAGGAGGAGGCGGCCGCGUACUUCACGACCUUGACGCAGGAGAAGCGCUACGUGCGCGAUGUGUGGUCGUGAGGGGGGCGAAGUCCGCAAGCAGGCAAAGCCCAUCGCUCUGUCCGGCAAUUGGUAAUGCCUUCACACGUUUUCCGCUUCUUCUGCAGUUUAACCGUUGUUAAGUAAGCUGAUGUAUGUGUAUGGGAUUCAUGACGACUUGGAGGUUGGCGCAGUGUGACGUAGUAGGAGAGGGGGCGAGGGGAGUGUUACCGGGCGUCCGGAGGUGCCAUGUGCGUUGUUGGGGCGGGUGGAACCAUUAAUGGUUGUAGGCUUUCUUGAGCUUCUUGGCAGGACUGCUUUCUCGGUGUCUAGAGGAGGCUGUUGUGUAUUCCUGCGCUAUCCCCGUUCGUAAGGUUUGCUACGGGCUCGAAAGUUUGGUGCGGAGGCUUAGUCAUGGCUUGGGCAAGGCUAAUCGGCGUGUUGUAAGCUGCUUAUCGCGUGGUUUGCUUGUCAAGGCAUGGAAGCACAAGCUCGCAUCAAAACAUGACGGCGUGCUCCUUAAAUAAGCCCUAUGUAUUCAUCAAAACACAACAAGCAGUGUAUGACCUCCGUCGUAGUUUGACCUAUAUGGUGCCGGUGGAUAGGGCGUUUGUCGAUCGCCCGCCUGCCUCUCUUGCGCCCCCUCCCCCCUACUUCUAUUGGCCGGUGGAGCGAGCCACAUGCGUGAUACACGCUGCUCUUACACAUGCAUGAACUGGGAUUCUUCUCGUGCCUUUUGAUCGGCCGUUUCUAGGUGUCGAUUACGGCUGCAUUGCCUGCUAUGGUGGACCUUGCAUGCUGCUUAUGGCAGCUGCAGCAUGCUGAUUGGAGCUGCAUACUGCACGGUAACGCCGGGCAAUCCUCUUGGGAAGCGGUGUUUGGGGCCGGAGGGCGUCGCCAUGCUGAUUACAAGCUUGAGGCUCGUAAGGCCCUGACGAGCCAGUGUCGCCUUGCAAACUGUCAUAAAAAGCGGGUGCCGUACCAGCGGCUUGGCGGUAGGGUGGGCAGCUGGGCACAUGGCGAACAUUUCUUUAUGAGGAAGUCUGCUAGGAUUGCGACUGGUGAUCCUUGUAAGUGCGUAUUGGCAG